AUGGAGACUAAUCUUUUACGUGUUCCGGUACGGAGAACAGAUCGGGUUGAUCUAUACACCAGUCUGAAAAGAAACAUAGAUGACCAAUUUUAUCAAUCAAGUGUCAAAUUCGAAAAGAAUUUGCGUGAAUUCGAUGAUUUGCGGAGAACAGCAGAGCUUCCCACACCCACACUUGAGUCCAUUGCACAGCUAAAACGGUACUAUGUGCAACUAUCGGAGGUCCAGACCAAGAUUCCGGACGAUUUCUGCGAGUUUCCUUGGUAUGGUACUCUCGGAGUAAGAGUUGAUGGCCCUUUUGCUUAUAAAUCGAUAUGGUAUGAAAGGGCAAAUAUACUCUACCAAAUCGCAGCAUGCUAUUCAGAGUUGGCACUGAACGCCGACGAACGACAUAAGGAUGAUGGAAUCAAGCAAUCUUGUAUUUAUUUCCAACAUUCGGCAGGGUAUUUUGAUCUUCUUCGAACACAGAUAAUUCCACAGUUGAAGGAUACUCCAUUGGAGCUCAGGGAUGAGGUUCUUUUAUCGCUCAAGUUUCUGAUGUUAGCGCAAGCACAGGAGAGGUUCUGGUUAUUUGCUAUGAAGUCUGACUUGAAGAACACAGUGGUCUCCAAAUUGUCAGCUCAGAUUUCAGAUUAUUACGAGGAAUCCUUGAGAUAUGCUACCAAAACCGUUUGCUUUCGGAAAGAUUGGAUAGCAUACAUGAAAAUCAAGUCUACACAUUUUUUGAGUGCAGCACAUUAUAGAUACUCCCUUCAUUGUGCUGAACAAGAAAGGUUUGGCGAAGAGAUAGCAUAUUUAAGGAAAGCAGCUUCCAUCUCGAACACCAAACUGCCGAAAAUUGAUAAUGAUCUUGUUUUGGAAGACUAUGAGUCCCUUAAAUCAACUGUUAAUGACAGACUGCGCAAGGCAGAGAGAGAGAAUGAUCUCAUUUACUUACAAGAAGUACCAACGGUAGAUUCCGUUCCUCAAGUUUCAAUGGUGAAGAGUUUGAUCCCUGGAGAGCUCUCUGAUCCCCUGAUUGCGAUCCAAAGUCAAGAGUUUGGAAGUCCUUUAUUUGAUGGGCUCGUUCCUUUCAACGUGAUUCAGAUUGCAACAUCUUAUAGAGAUCGCGUGGAAAAUUACUAUCUGCUUAAUUUUGAGAAACCUUUGGAGGAACUCAAUAACAAAUUGGAUCAGUUUCUCGCUGAACAUGAUAUUUGUUCUCAAAUUGAAGCAAUUCUGAAUCCGAAGAGAAUCCCUAGCUGGGUGAAAGACAACAAAGAAAAACUCGAACAAGAACGAUAUAAAGUCAAAUUACAGAAUUUGGAAACUGAAUUGAAGAAUGCCCGACAAGAUGCACACCCGAAACUCCAUGAACUUUUACACGAGAUGAAUAUUGCCCGUGAAAAUGACUUACAACAGCGCAGGCUGCUCGGAACAAGAUGGCAAGUUCCGGAUUUUGAUGAGUCUGCGUCCGAGUGCUACGAAUUGCUGGGAAAACUGGAAAGCUAUCUAGAACAGUCAACGAAGGGCGACCGGAUUAUUUUUCAGCAAUUGAAGGAUCUGAAACCGUACUUACAGGUCUACAACUCGGAAGCGAGCCUGAAUGAAUUUAUUCCGGAAACUGACAUAUUCAAACUCAACCCGGAUUUCAAAGAGGUGGUCUUCAAGCUGGAUGACAAGAUCAAACAGGUCAAGUCAUUGAAGUCUGAGCGACACGAGUUUCUGGACAAUUUGAAGGCGAAGAUGAACCAAAAUCAGAUUCUUCUUGAAGUUACAGAACAAUACAAGAGACUCGCUUCGCAGCACGUGACAAUAUCAGAACAAUCAAUGCAAUUCAUUCUUGAUGAGAAUCUACGCAAAUUCGACAAAGAGCUGGAGUAUCUGUCAAGUACUGCAAGAAUUCAAGAUAGCGAUGUUUCACUGAUCGCAGAUUUAUACGACAUCUUUAAAGCUUCUAAACGAGAGCUACGAAUUGGGAAAGAGCGCGAAACGGCACUGAAAGUAUUGCGGGAAACCAUGUUGGGUUAUAAUGAGGUUGUCGAGAACCUACAGCAGGGGAUAAACUUCUACAAGGAAUUUUCGGACAACUUGACCACGGCAGCUUCCAAAGUUUCCGAGUUUUUGACUCAUAGAAGGGUCACGGUAAGUAAUUUGUGA
This is a messenger RNA of Ogataea philodendri, 2136 nucleotides long. RefSeq lists its product as uncharacterized. Lineage: Eukaryota; Fungi; Ascomycota; Pichiomycetes; Pichiales; Pichiaceae. Gene Ontology annotation, molecular function: protein binding. Gene Ontology annotation, cellular component: endosome. The transcript has a single exon. Bases 1 to 2136 code for a protein of 711 amino acids. The record is from RefSeq and is a predicted model, not a curated record.